This is a messenger RNA of Alosa alosa (allis shad), 1831 nucleotides long. RefSeq names its product reticulocalbin 1, EF-hand calcium binding domain (gene rcn1). The transcript is spliced from 6 exons. The record is from RefSeq and is a predicted model, not a curated record. Bases 285 to 1247 code for a protein of 320 amino acids. Gene Ontology annotation, molecular function: calcium ion binding. NCBI's taxonomy places the organism in Eukaryota, Metazoa, Chordata, Actinopteri, Clupeiformes, Clupeidae. Gene Ontology annotation, cellular component: endoplasmic reticulum.
ACAACCAACCCGCACUUGGUUGUGCCCCGUGGUGUCAGGUAGCCUUGUAAUCAACCGGGUAUGUUUGAAACGUCUACAGGAUAGUGUUGUUUUAAAUGACACGCAGUGUCUAGAUGCACAGCUACUUUGUCACAGGGGUUUCUUUGGCUCUCGCAGUCACGCCUACUAUUGCAUCGAGUCCCGUUGUAGAAACAAAGAAACGGUUUUGCAGGCGUAGUAGUUGAAGUUUGUCGCAUUAUAUUUCCGUUAGUUGUAAACCAGACGAAAUCACGCUUAGUUUACAAAUGAACGGGUGCAGCUACGUGAGCUUUUUGUUGCUGUGUACUUACUGUGUGCAUGGGAAGCCUACCUUAAGGAAAGAGAGGGUCCACCAUGAUCCCGAAUUGAGCAGACAACCUCAUGAGGAUAACCAUAGCUAUCAGUAUGAUCAUGAGGCCUUCUUAGGCAAAGAGGAGGCCACUACAUUUGACCAGCUGACACCAGAGGAGAGCAAGGAAAGAUUAGGGAAGAUAGUUGACCGAAUUGACAGCGAUGGAAAUGGUUACAUUACAACAGAUGAACUCAAUGCCUGGAUCAAGAGGGUCCAGAAGCGCUAUGUCUAUGAAAAUGUGGCCAAAGUGUGGUCCGACUACGACCUGAACAAGGACAACAAAAUCUCCUGGGAGGAGUACAAACAGUCAACGUAUGGCUACUACCUGGCCAACCCUGAUGAGUUUGAAGAUGAUAAAGACCAGUUCAGCUUUAAGAAGAUGCUCCCGCGAGACGAGAGGAGGUUUAAGGCAGCCGAUCUGGACGGUGACCUGGUGGCUGGACGAGACGAGUUCACUGCCUUCCUGCACCCCGAGGAGUUUGAUCACAUGAAGGAGAUAGUGGUCCUGGAAACCCUGGAGGACAUUGAUAAAAAUGGGGAUGGCUAUGUGGACGAGGAUGAAUAUAUUGCUGACAUGUUUGCCCAUGAGGAGGGAGGCCCUGAACCUGACUGGGUCAGAACCGAACGGGACCAGUUCUCGGACUUCCGUGACCUGAACAAGGAUGGGAAGAUGGACACGAAUGAGAUUCAGCACUGGAUCCUCCCGCAGGACUACGACCACGCGCUGGCUGAAGCCAGACACCUGGUAUACGAGUCAGACACAGACAAGGACCAGAUGCUCACCAAGCAGGAGAUCCUGGAGAACUGGAACAUGUUUGUGGGCAGCCAGGCCACCAACUACGGGGAGGACCUGACCAGGGACCGCGACGAGCUGUGAGCACUGCGGAGAAGGGUCGCAGGACACUGGAGGACCCCCCACACACACACACAUCGUGCCUGCUUGUGUGCACCUCUGUUUCGGGAGACUCUCACGGGCAGCUCUGGUGACGCGUCCACACAUAUAUAUAUAUAUAUAUAUAUAUACACACACACCACCACACACUUUUCGGCACUGCAUAAUAUGGGACUCCGAGAGACAAACGACUGGGAGACCCCCCCCUGAUGGCAGGGCUACCUCAGAGCUACCACCGAGAGCAGCCUCUCCAUCUCCCCACACCUGCCUGCCUGGAUCAGGGACCAUCCCGGCUGUAGAUGUGUAGACAGAUAGUGUGCGUGCUAGGGUGUGUGUGUGCGUGUGUAUGUGUGUGUGUAUGCCACUUUUCCUACUGCCCACCAGACCGCUCCUCUGAAUUCAUUCAUCAUAUAAAACCAGGUGUUUUGCCAUUGUUGCUGUUAUUGCAGAGUGAUCCAAAUAUUUCAACUUCCAAAGCGACCCUUUAUUCCCCACUGUUAUUUUUCAUAUUUCCCUUGUAUGUCUGUUGUAGGUAUGAAUUGUUUGAAGUAUAAGUGAGAUGUAUGUCA